GUGGAACCCUUUCAAAUGGACGUAUAUAUUGUAUAUUGGUGUUGAGAAUGGAUGAAUAACAUUUAAUAUUUGGUGGCAUAACCCUUACUUGCAAUAACUGCAUCAAGCCUGCGCCCCAUUGACUUCACCAGAUUGUUGCAUUCUUCAUUUGAAAUGUUUUUUCCAGACCUUUACUGCAGCCUCCUUCAGUUAUUGUUUGUUUCUGGGGCUUUCUCCCUUCGGUCUCCUCUUCAAGAAGGAAAAUGCAUACUCUAUUGGGUUAAGGUGUGGUGAUUUUUGGCCAUUCUAAGACCUUCCACUUUUUCCCGCUGAUGAAGUCCUUUGUUGUGUUGGCAGGGUGUUUUGGCUUAUUGUCAUGUUGCAUGAUGAAGCUUCUCCCGAUUAGCUUGGAUGCAUUUUUCUGUAAAUUGCCAGACAAAAUGGUUUUGCAGGUUUCAGAAUUCAUUCUGCUGCUACCAUCAUGAGUUACAUCAUCAUUAAAGACUAGUGAGCCUGUUCCAGAAGCAGACAUGCAAGCCCAAGCCAUGACAUUACCGCCACCAUGCUUCACAGAUGAGCUUGUGUUUUGGGAUCAUAAGCAGAUCCUUUCUUUCUCCAUCCUUUGGCCUUUUCAUCACUUUGGUAGAGGUUAAUCUUGGUUUCUUCUGUCAAUCAAAUUUUGUUCCAAAACAUUUGUGGCUCAUCUCUGAACUUCUUUGCAAAAUCCAAUCUGCCCUUCCGAUUCUUUUUGCUGAUGACUGGUUUGCAUCUUGUGGUAUGGCCUGUAUAUUUCUUCUCCCUAAGUCUUCUUAGAACAGUUGAUUAUGAUACCUUCACGCCUUCCCUGUGGAGGUUGGGAGUGAUGUCACUGCCUGUUGUCUUUGGGUGUUUGUUUCUUCAACUUCUGUUGAUACCCUUGGCCGACCUGUUUGAUGUCUGUUCCUCAGUACACCAGUAGUUUUUCUUUUUUUAGGACAUUCCAAAUUGUUGUAUUGGCCUAGGCCCAAUUUUUGUGCAAUAGCUCUGAUAGAUUUUCCCUCUUCUCUCAUCUUAAAAAAAAAUAAAUAAUGGUUUGCUUUUCUCCCAUAGACGGCUCUCUGGUCUUCAUGUUAAUUUAACAGCAAAGGCAGUUUUCACAGGUGAAAUAGAAACACCCAUCAGUCACAUGUUCCAAUACGAGAGCUCCGUGGCGCUGGAGAUGGCCGACGGAUCUGAACGUGGAGUUGGCGCCGCAGGCGGAGGAGAACUACAUCAUUUCCAGCAGUGAGCACCAGCUGCCACUCAGCAGUGAUUCUGACUCUUCACUUAACUUGGUAAGCGGGUCGCAAGUGGACCGUGUCGGAUCCAGAACCGGUGUGGGACAGAUUAAAGGUAGGAGUAUUCGGGGAAAGGACGACGAGCAGGACCCAGGCCGUAGCACAUGAUUCUGAGGCCAAAUGUUUUGCCACGUCGAGACGCUCCAAAAAAUAUCACGGUCUGUCUCCAUCAGCUGGACACUUUUGUCCCUGCAUUUAUGGACAUUGUCCAUAUCGAGGCAUCCAGACAUCACCCACACGUUUUGUCCCACCUGCCCACCUGCUGGGUAUGUGGUUGUUUGUAACCCGGGUUAACACCCACUUUUUUAAAUUUCUGCUGUCACUUCACAACGAGCAGUACGCUACGCCAUCAAUACCCAUACUUUUCAUCACACCCGCGAGGCGUAUGGUUGUUUCAACACCCACAAUUGUUCACGGUGAAAGGUUUGCCUACUUUUCCGAGCCACGAAAGGACGAGAACGAACUCUUCCCUCUGGUUCGGUGGUCCCGAAUGGAACACUCUUCUAUCUAGGGGGCAGUGGCGUACCUUUCCUCCAAAAGGAGGGAGGAAGAAGAAGCUACCGUCCGAGGCAUAGUUUGUCUCGGCGCGUCGCCAGGGAUGGGCCGCAGCGGGGAGCUGAGCGACUUCCAGAGGGGCACCGUGGUAGGAUGCCACAUGUGCAAAAAGUCCCUGCGUCAGAUCGCCACCCUGCUCAAACUGCCGCGCUCCACAGUCAACAACGUCAUCGUGCAAUGGAAGAGAGAGGGCAGGACAUGCCCGCUGCCCCGCUGCGGCCGGCCGCACAAGCUCAAGGAGGAGCACCGGCAGGUUCUGGAGCGGAUGGCCCAGGAGCAGACCUUCCCGUCCCUGCAGGCGCUCGCCGCCGAGUUCCGGCGGGCGUCCGGGGCCAACGUCAGCGCGGCCACCGUCAGAAGGGAGCUCCGGGAGAUGGGCCUCAACUGGCGGUCGUCCUCCGAAGGCAAAGCCAAAGAAAGGAAGAAAGCGCAGAAGACGGCAGAAGCCUCCACUGAGGACAGAACCAAGGUGGGCCGCCAAGACCAAAUGAACAUGUCCCAUCUGGACCUGCGGGUGGGCUGCAUAAUCAGGACCAUGGAGCUCCCCGGAACGGACGGCUUGUACUUGCAGCACGUGGAUGUUGGCGAGGCUCACCCGAGGACGGUGGUCAGCGAGUCUGUGCCCGUCAACCAGUUACAGAACUGCAUGGCCGUUCUGCUGUGUAAUCUCAAGCCCGUGCAGAUCCGAGGCGUGGCGUCCCAGGCAGUGGUCGUAUGCGUAAGGUCGCCGGGCAGCAUGGAGAUCCUCGCGCCACCCAAUGGAGCGGUACCUGGCGAUAGAGUCACGAUCCAUGGAUUUACAGGUGACCCGGACAAGGAGCUGGACUCGGCCAAAGUGUGCGAGCCCGUUUGCUCGGACCUCCGCACAGACGGCCAGUGCGUGGCCACCUACAAGGGCGUGCCCCUGGAGGUCGUGGGAAAGGGCGUGUGUCGAGCACCCACCUUGCGCGACUGUGGGGUCGUCCUGACUAACGGAGGAGCGGCGUGAAUGACAGCCGGAGACAUUUUUUAUCAAAUGUUAAACGUGGACAACAUUCCCACCAGAAGGAGACUGUUUUUGUACCGUCACUUUGAAAUCAUAUUGUUCUCAGCAGCUAUAUGUUUACGCACCAUAUUUUUUUUCAAUUAAAUUUACUGUAUUUACUCUUCUAAUAGACGCUGUGCCUCAAUUAAUUGCUAAAAAAUGAAUGCCUGCCUUGUUUCCCCUUGUGUAAAAUAAAUAAUAAAAUAAUGGUGUGCCAUUAGGUAAGUGUAAUUACCUUUACGACAGCCAAGGGGUGUGGUUCGAUAUGUAAUACGGUAACCAAAAUGAACAUUUGCUUGGUCUUAAAAGAAAAACCUUCCAAUGAAAUACCACCUCCUUGUCCCUCCUCUAAAAAAUAACUGCGUGCCAUUAGGUAACUACAACCCUAAUUCCAAUGAAGUUGGGGUGCCGUGUUAAACAAUAAAAACAGAAUACAAUGAUUUGCAAAUCAUGUUCAACCUAUAUUUAAUUGAAUACACUACAAAGACAAGAUAUUUAAUGUUCUGACUGAUAAACUUUAUUGUUUUUAGCAAAUAAUCUUAGAAUUUUAUGGCUGCAACACCUUCCCAAAAACCUGGGACAGUGUCAUGUUUACCACUGUGUUACAGCACCUUUUAACAACAUUCAAUAUAUGUUUGGGAACUGAGGACACUAAUGCCUGAAACUUUGUAGGUGGAAUUCUUUCCCAUUCUUGCUUGAUGUACAGGUUCAGCUGUUCAACCGUUGUCGUAUUUUACGCUUCAUAGUGCGCCACACAUUUUCAAUGGGAAACGCGUCUGGACCGCAGGCAGGCCAGUCUGGUACCUGCACUCUUUUACUACGAAGCCACGCUGUUGUAACACGUGCAGAAUGUGGUUUGGCAUUGUCUUGCUGAAAUAAGCAGGGGCGUCCAUGAAAAAGACGUUGCUUGGAUGGCAGCAUAUGUUUCUCCAAAGCCUGUAUGUACUUUUCCGCAUUAAUGGUGCCUUCACAGAUGUGUAAGUUACCCAUGCCAUUGGCACGAACACAGCCCCAUACCAUCACAGAUGCUAGCUUUUGAACUUUGCGCCCAUAACAGUACGGAUGCUUCUUUUGGCCCGGAGGACACAAUGUCCACAAUUUCCCAAAACAAUUUGAAAUGUGGAAUCGUCCGACCACAGAACACUUUCCCAUAGAAGCCGGCACUGUUUCUGCGUGCUGUUGAUAAAUGGCUUUUGCUUUGCAUAGUUGCACUUACGGAUGUAGCGCCGAACCUUAUUUACUGACAUUGGUUUUCUGAAGUGUUCCUGAGCCCAUGUGGUGAUAUCUUUUACACAUUGAUGUCGGUUUUUGAUGCAGUGCCGCCUGAGGAAUCGAAGGUCACGGGCAUUCAAUGUUGGUUUUUGGCCUUGUUGCUUUCAUGCAAUGAUUUCUCCAGAUUCUCUGAACCUUUUGAUGAUAAUAUGGACCGGAGAUGAUGAAAUCCCUAAAUUCCUUGCAAUUGUACAUUGAGGAACAUUGUCCUUAAACUGUUGGAUUAUUUUCUCACGCACUUGUUCACAAAGAGGUGAACCUCGCCCCAUCUUUGCUUGUGAAUGACUGAGCAAUUCAAGGAAGCUCCUUUCAUACCCAAUCAUGGCACCCACCUGUUCCCAAUUAGCCUGUUCACCUGUGGGAUGUUCCGAACAGGUGUUUGAUGAGCAUUCCUCAACUUUCUCAGUCUUUUUUGCCACCUGUCCCAGCUUUUUUGGAACGUGUUGCAGCCAUAAAAUUGUAAGUGAAUGAUUAUUUGCUAAAAACAAUAAAGUUGAUCAGUUUGGACAUCAAAUAUCUUGUCUUUGUAGUGUAUUCAAUUAAAUAUAUGUUGAACAUGAUUUGCAAAUCCUUGUAUUCUGUUUUUAUGUUUAACACAACGUCCCAACUUCACUGAAAUUGGGGUUGUAAUUACCUUUAUCCAGUCGACAGAAAGAAGAGUGUCUAGGUUCACCUUUGAAAAAAUCUAAUUGCCUUACUUCUAGUAAGGAGAUGCCUCCUUGUUCUUCCUUGUUUUAAACACAACAGGAAAUGCCAUGAGGUAACUAAUUACCUUAACUACAACCAAGCAGUACAGAUUAACCUUCACUACGGUAAACAAAAUACAAAUCUUUAUGGUAUGGUCUUAAUAUACAGUAAAUGCCUUACUUGGACCUUCCAAUAAAUAAACCCCUCCUUGUACUCUCAUCGAAAAGAAAACACAGGGUGCCAUUGGGUAACUGUACGCAAUAACCUUUAGCCAAUCAACGGAGAGGCGUGUUCACCCUUAAAAAACAGUGCAAAUAUAGACGACUUACUUCCAGUAAGUUCAUGGUUCCUUGUUGCCCCUUGUCUGAAAAAUAAGAUGGCAUUAGGUAACGGUACGUUAACAAAUGGCACAUUUGUGCCAUCUUUGGGCCGUGAGCGAAGAGCAAGUUUCAUUAUCAUCCUCAUCAUCUACAUUAUCAAAGGACGCACAAAUAGAAACUACACUCGUGACACAAGUAAUAAUUCUCUGUGGACCGAUCAACGGACUGUAAUGUAUCAAGCCCUACACUGUAAAAAAGCCUGACUAAAUGGCCUCUAUUUGAGGGGGAAAUACAGUACAAUUUACAGUGUGUGUCAUGUAUUGUCAUAAAUGCCGCUUUUGUAUCUUAUCCACUGGCAACAUUUUUGCUUUAUGAUUUGAAGGAUGUGUAGAGUAUAUGGAUUGAAUCAAAAAUAUGUAUUACCAUGUUGUUAGAUUGCAAAGAUUGAAACAAUUAUAUCGCUUGUUUCCAAAACCCUUUACAAAAAUACAUAAUGUCCACAGGUCAGGAGGACACAUGGGGAUAUGAGUGGUCAUUAAAAAAAAAAAAAUUCUUAAGAGAAUAAAUUUCAUAAAAUGUACUUUUUUUUUCAAUUGUAAGCAUCCAAUGUUAAUUCUUUGAGAUUAAUUCCUUGUGGAUGUGACGAAAAGCUUCAGCUUCAUCCUAAAGGAUUUCUUGACGAUCAAAACUUUGGUCAUACAAAGUUACUACUCAUGCAUUCCAGAUAGUCGCUUGCUUUUUUACUUAUUUGCUUUUUAAUUUUUUUUUAUAGAAUCACUUCCGUGUGCAGUAUAUUGGCCUGUGUAUUCUGUCAUGAAUAAAGUGAAUGGAAAAGAG
This is a messenger RNA of Phycodurus eques (leafy seadragon), 5990 nucleotides long. Its product is annotated as aminoacyl tRNA synthase complex-interacting multifunctional protein 1-like. Lineage: Eukaryota; Metazoa; Chordata; Actinopteri; Syngnathiformes; Syngnathidae. The coding region runs from base 1894 to 2838 and encodes 314 amino acids. Gene Ontology annotation, molecular function: tRNA binding. The record is from RefSeq and is a predicted model, not a curated record. The transcript has 5 exons.